Tetrahymena thermophila SB210 is the source of this 1362-nucleotide messenger RNA. RefSeq lists its product as hypothetical. The transcript has 2 exons. The record is from RefSeq and is a predicted model, not a curated record. Lineage: Eukaryota; Ciliophora; Oligohymenophorea; Hymenostomatida; Tetrahymenidae.
AUGUGGUUGAUAGAUAUUUUCAGUUCUUGUUGCAACUAUUAGAUUUAAUUAAAAUGUCUUCUUUAUAUUUUUUUAAAAACAUCAUUUAUUGAGCUUAACAAAAAUAAAAGUUAAGUAAUUUAAGAAAAUAGAUUAAAAUUCAAUUAAUCUAAAAUAGUUAAUAUUUUUAUUAACAUAAAAGUAAACUAAUAUUGUAUUUUGGAGUGGAAAUAACUUACUGUUUGGUAAAAUACUUAAAUGAUAGAUUGUUUAUAGUUAUAAAGUUAUUAGAAGUUAUUGCUCUCUAUUCCACGCACCUCUCAAAAUACACAUUUUUUUCAAUUAUCUAAUAAUAAGAACUAUAUACCUCAAAAGUAAAUAAAAUUUGAAGUAUUAACCUAAGACGCCGCUACUAUUGCUUCUAUGAAUCAAUAAAAAGAUUAAAAAAAAGAAGUAAGCAACAAAUAAUACGAAAAAAAAAUCUAAUUUUUGGCACAAAAUAAUACGAAUAUGGAAAAUAUUAUUCAUGAUACCCAGCACACUUAAGAUACUACUCUACGACAACAAGAACAUAUUAAAAUCGAAAAUAUGGAUAUUCAGAUCAAAUAAGAAGACUUAAAUGAUUAAGAAAAUAAUCAAAGCCAAUUAAAUCAAUUUUAAUUCGACUAAAAAUAACAUUUUUAUAACAUUUUCAACAAAUUUGAAAUGAAUUUUUAGAUAGACGAAUAUGCCUUGUUGGGAUAAAUGGUAAAUAAUACUACGAAUAGUCAUAGCUUAAACUUAAAUGCUUGUAAGCUAGAAGAAAAAAAUGAAUAGAAUAUCAUCUAAUCAAAUUGUAAUGAAAAUACUAAAGAAGUUAAGGUUGAGGAACAAUUAAUUGCUGAUUAAGACUAUAAUAAAAAUGGAUCAGAGUCUAAUGAAAUUUAAAUUUUACAAGAUUUUGUUUUGUAAACGUGCUAAAAAUACUCAAAUGAAUAUAAAAACUUUAAGCAACUGCACAGACAGUUGAAAGAUAACAAAAAAAUUGAAGACAUAAUUAAUGAAAUUCGCUAGCCGAUAAUCAUUCAUUACUAAAAAUUGAUAAAAGAUUAAGCAAAAGCACCAAAAAAUUUUGAAAAAGAAUGCAGAAAAGACAAUAAAAAUUAUAUGAAUGAACAAUGCCACUGCAUGUGUAGCCUGAACGCAAAGUUUACAAAACUGAGCAGCUUGCAUAAUCAUAUUAAAAAACAACACAAUAAUACUCCUGUGUGGUGUUGGUAACUCAAGCUUUCAUUUCAAGUAGGCAGACCUAAUAAAGAAAUUCCUAAAAUUGAUGCUUGUUUAAAAUAAAAAAAAUCGAGAUACGAUAAAAAAGUUUUAAGGCUAUUAUAAUUGCAUUUAUGA